This is a messenger RNA of Spodoptera exigua (beet armyworm), 6003 nucleotides long. NCBI's taxonomy places the organism in Eukaryota, Metazoa, Arthropoda, Insecta, Lepidoptera, Noctuidae. The record is from the annotation of a GenBank genome assembly.
AUGGUACCAAUGGAAACGACAACAGACAGCGCAGACUUCCUGGCGACGCGGCCACACACAGCUGCGGUCAUCCCGGGCAAGCCUGCGGGAAACCCGCUGCAGUUCGUGCGGGUAGGACCUGCUGACCUUGGCAGCAGGGCCAGGGAACAACUUCGAAGAGCUGAGCUCGCGAAGAGAACAGAUCCUGCUCGCAUUGAAAGGCAGGAGGACUGGCAGUCGAACCUGGACAAUUGGAAGUCGUCGCGGCGGAAGCGGGUGGAGCAUAUAAUAGAGCGGUGCGUGGAGGUGCGGCGCAUGGAGCACGAGCCCAGCCAGCCCCGCGCCAAGUCCAAGACCUUCAACGAAAUGCUGGAGGAACGCGCUGGCCGCAGAAGGCGGAACCCAUUGGCGUUAUACACAGAAGAUGAUGGUCACGACCUGAGUGACCUUGGCAUUGGCACCUCCAGCACCAAGAGCAGUCUCAGCGAGGAUUGCGACACACAUAGCCUUGCUAGUGACGGUAUCGACCUGGAUAAAAAUCAUUCAGAUGUCGACAAUCUGUCGAACUGCGACACAAACCGCAAGCUUGGCUCCAGCGCCAACGAAUACGACACCUGCACGACUACCACCAUCAGCUCCCCAGAACCCGAGGAGUACACAUACGAGGGAGCUAUCGAAGGCUACAAGUCUAGAAUCAUCUCACAAACUAACAGCACUAUCGUCAAAACAGUUGUAAAUAACAACUUCAAAGAAAAAUCACCAGAGAAAAAUGGUGACCUUAACAGAAUCAGGACGAAUGUCAGCAACAAAAUCGAAGAAAAACUGUCCUCCUUCCAGCAAGAGAGAGCCAACGACGCAAAGAACAACAACCAGAAGAAAGAUUUACCCAAAGUAGACAUACACAAAAGGAGGGAACAGUUCGAGAGAGAGAACUCUCAAGAGCCACAAGCAAAUAAACCCAAGUUGCCCGAUAUUGCGAACAAAAAAUCUAUCAAAGAAAGACUGUCUAGUUUAGAAAAGUUCACAGAGGACUCGCACAUUCAAAAGUCUACAAGUGACCUAACCAAGUUACCUACAGAAGUAAAACCACUGAAAGAACGACUGUCUUCGCUUGAAAAAGUUAAGUCUACUGAACCAGAAAAAGUAAAGAGGUUGUCGAACGGAGAUCUCAGCAAUACGCGAUCCUUGAAGGAGCGCCUUUCCAGUCUGAAGUCACAGACCUCUGAAGAGGAAACGAAGGCCACAAAAACUGAAGUUAAGGAAGUAUCCAUGAGCCUGAAAGAGCGGUUGUCUUGUCUUGAUGCGGCCAAAAAUAAGGAGAUUCCAAAAAUAUCUGUCGAAGAAGAAUUGGCACACAAUAAAGAUAUGGAAAUCAAAGUGGAGGAACCAAAAGAAACAUUGAUGGAGAGCUCCCUUAAAUCGAGCCUGUCUGGCAUCGAAAGUCAAAUGCAAAGCUUCUGUCGCUCUCUGGACAGUUUGGACAUUAAUGGACAAACUUCUCCGAAUUCAUUUGAUAGAGUACAAAGCUUGGAAGACUUCGAUUGCGCUGAAAUGCAAAACAACACAGUUCCAAGCGACAUCGAGACGGAAGACAGUGGCAUCCACACCGCUAGGGAUUCCUGCGCCCCUGCAGAUGAUAUAGCUGACCUCACACAAGUGGCGUCACCUGUUGGAGAGCCUAUGAUUGAGGCAUCAGAGUAUGAGUCCUCGAAUGAAGACGGAACAGCCAUGGACGCAAAGAUCGAAGAAAUGGACAAGAUGCCAGAGCCUAUUCAGCUAAUGCAAGACAUCAUAGUCGAAGAAACUGAAGAGCAAGACGCCAAAACGGAUGACGACAGCGCCAGCAACUACCUGCAGGCUGUGUCUCAGCCCGAGGAGCUGAGUGUGACUGAGGUCACUGAGAUACAACUUGACAAAGACGACGAAGACACACUUAAAAGUUUGGAAAACCAGGACACCAGUGUAAGUUUGAAUGAGCCUGUCUCCACCGGGUCGGAAAGCGACACAGUGGUUUUCGAGGGGAAAAUGACAAUACAUCUUAAUCUGAAUGAAAUAUGCAACAAUAUGAGCGGCGGUGCCGGGACUACUAACAAUGUUAGCUCUACUAACAGCAUGCCAAUGGUAACUGUCUCUAAUAUCACAACUAUUACUAACAUUUCACCUAAGAACUCAGUUAAAGCGCUAAAAAGUAACGAUAUACCCGAUUUAUCUUACACAUCAGAGUGUUCACUUGUCAAACUAGAUAAUUCACCUAAUCAUAAUACUGUAAGCAUUAAAGAUAUACAUGAACCCCGUGACGUUGCAGCUGCCCGAGGCGAAGUAUCGGUCAUUGAUGCUUUAGAGCUGGCGUUCAAAGAACUUGAUUCAGAAGACAGCGCUGCUUUGGACGACACUACAGAACUGCAAAAGACGGACGACUUCAUAGAUAAGAAGAUAGAUGUGACGCCACUGUACGAGAAUAUGGAUAUCUUCUAUCAGAAUUCUUCGGAGUUCUCUCCAGAGAGUGCGUUCCCUCUGGACAUGCCAACCAAUGUGCUGGAGCCUCCGAAGGAGAAGCCUCCUCCACCACCUACUGAGGAUGGACCUGAAGAUGAAUUGCUGGGAAAUGGUAACUUCAAGCACACAAGCUCAGCGCGCCGUAUCAAGAAGGAGAUCCGUAACAAACGCACCAGCUUUCUAGGAAUCGAAGGUCAAGAUGACAGCUACCUGGAUGUAGACCUCACCUUGGCUCCAAGACCUGACAUCACUUCCUUCUUACAAGAAGAGACCAAAAUAGAGAAGUUGCUUUACAAGAAGACCCUGUCUCAUGAUAUGGAUGCUAAGCUGAGAGAGAGUCGAGAUUCGGGUGUGGAUGUCGACCGAGGACCAUCGGCGGAAGCUUGGUACAAGGGACAUUCUUCUCCGGAGACUUCUAGUCCUCAUAGCAGACAGAAUAGUGAGCCCUACACCCACGUGACAGUGACGUCAGAUGAAGAGGAAUCUACAAAGAAACAACAAGAGACCUUCAGCUCAAACCUGAACUCUAAGCUGAGUGAGCUGACGGAACCAUCAGACAAGAUUGACAACCUCGACAAAACAAUACAACAACAACAGGAGGUCCUUCGCUUCGAAAGAGAACUGCUGCAGCUCGAACAAGAAGAACUGCGCCGUCAAAGAGAGAACUUACUUCGAGAUCAGACCAGAAUCAUCCAGAAAUCAGUCCAAGAUAUAUCUUCAAUCCCCACCUCCCCUGAGAAACCCCCUCUUAAUAGGACACCAGCGAACCCCCACUACCGUCAUUCCAUGCCAAAUCUUCUCCUAAAUGAGAACAUUCCAUCAAUUCCACCUGCAGUACCAGAAAGGCAGAUGGAUGAAAGAAUGGUGGAUGAGAAACGUAAGCCAUUCGUGUCAGAGGAACAUAUGCAAAGGCAUUUUGGUGUUGAGGAGAGUCGGAGAGUCCUAUAUGAGAGAAAAGAGGUCAGAGGACAGCCUAUGAGAGUGCCACAGCCUGUGUUACCUCCCAAACCGAAGAGUCGGGAAUCCAUUGAGAGGGAGAUUACUAUGAGAAGCAGUCGCGUGCCCUCAGCAGUAGAGUACGCCAACGUACAGCUGCGACAGAAGCCUGUGCCCAACGGCAAUGCUGCCAACUACCAUCCCAUGACCAGGCAUACGUUACAGGCUCUGAGUGCGGCGCCAACACCAAAGCUGAUCUCCAACACAGACUGGAUGCAGGCACGGAAUAGAAAGCCGGCCAACUACAACUACAACCAGCACUGGCUCAUACAGGUACUGAUAUUGAUGAACCAGCCUGGUUACACCUUCAGACGAGGUUGCGGGGCAAGCGCCGUAAGGUACCGUGACCUCGGCCUGCAGCAGGAGGCAGAACAGCGCCGCCUAGACGAGCAGCGCAGCAAGGCGCGUGCGCAGCGCCACUCGUACCACCACGAGGCGCCCCCCACCGUACUGGCCGCCCCCCCUCCCGUGGUGCCCCCUACCAUGCCCCCCACUGCCGCUGCACCUGCGCCUGCGCCACUAUAUGCCAUGCAUGCGCUUAGUACCAGCCAGCAGCAGUUGUCGGAUGCAAAGCGGCCGGUACGGACGGAGCCGCGGGACGACAAACUGCUCAGCGUUAGUGGGCGGCGCAAGUGUUCGCACUGCGGAGAAGAACUCGGUCGUGGCGCGGCGAUGAUAAUAGAGUCCCUGUCGCUGUGCUACCACGUGUGGUGCUUCACGUGCGCGGUGUGCGGGGCGCGGCUGGGGGACGGCCGCGCCGGCGCCGACGUGCGCGUGCGCAGUCGCAGGCUGCACUGCCAGCACUGCUACUCCUCCGACGACGGACGCAAGUACUCCGCCGUCUAGACAACUACCACCAAGCAAUAAACACUAGCCAAAUGCAGCGUACCGUAAUGUAAAACGGAGUGAAUAGAUACACAAAAGUGGUCGGGGUGAAACGUGUAGCAGAGCCAAGCUUCGGCGCGAUAGAUCGCCCCGACCGGAGUGAUAUCACAGCCUCACAGAAAACCAACUUAAAGCAACCACAGCGUUGACUUUCACCGUGUGAGUGAGGUUACCGGAGGCCCAAUCCAAUACCUAUCCGAAACCUUUAUCCCUAAAAGACCGGCAAUGCACUCGCAAGAUGCGAUCGCAUCUCCUUUGGUGUUGAUUGUUUACCAUCAGGUCUACUCAAUUGCCGAAAUAUUGGUGAAUUUCUCAUCUCCCGCGUCUAUUUACCCUUCGAAUUCUAUUCACCCCGUUUCACCGUACUCUGUGGUAUUGACAUUGACUUACGUCAAUUUUGAGAUAUGUUAAUGUCAAUAGUAUACGUUUAUGUUUGGCUAUAGAGUGUGCGUUUGGGUACUUGGAACUGUUCUACAAUAAAAUCUCUAAAUGUGUGAUGGACUUGAAUCUAUAGAUUUUAUUACGUAUUCGGUUUUAUAAUGAUCAAAAGUACAUAACUCGGGCUGGUCCAAAGACUAUAAGUGAAGUUAAAUCACCUAGUUAUACUAAAUGUUUGUUGAAAACCCUGAACUUAUUUUUUAUACUGUUAUUCACUAUUUGUUUCAUUAAAUAAUCAUGUACACAUUUGUAGAGCCUUCGUUUUAAUAAUGUCGUGUUUAAUGGUUCAUUUUCAUAGAAAGUAAUUUGAUAUUAAAUUAGUUUUGAAUGUGCCUGAAUUACUAAUGUUACAUAAGAAAUGGCCAAAUAACUCUAUGUUAGAACGGGAGACUACUAGACAGUCUUUCUAUGCUUAGAGGUAAAAAUGUAAAUACCAACAAGUGCGAAGCCUUAUUGACAUAGCGCGAUAGUCUCCUACCACGCUGUCUGUCAGUAUGUGUAUGCGCCAUCUCCAAAACGUCUAAGCGACUCAGCUAAGUUCUGAGUCGGCUACUGCACGCUUUUGAUAUACUCUCGACACUACAGUAAUCAUGAUUUGUCGCAUUAUUUCGGACUAUUUUGUGCCAUGUCAUAUUUGUCUUGUAUUCACAACAAGUACAUAACGGAAACAAUAUAUUUAAGUAUACCAUUGAAUUUAAUAUUUUUUUUACUAAUAAAAGAUUAAUGUUUUUUUUUGUGUAAUGAAUGAAAAUAAACAACAUUUGUAAUAUUUUGUAAAUAGUUUUUAAUUUAUAUCUUUGUAUGUUUUAAAGGUUAGCUUUAAUAGUUAUUAUUUUAGUUUAAAAAUUAAAACAUAAUCCAUCCAAAAAUGUGUAUGUUUAUUAAAAUAUAUUAUCGUUGUGGUUGAAUGCAAAAUGGCUUAAAUACUGAAACAACUUACUAACACAGAUCUCAUUUGAUUCUCAUACUAUCUCCAUUAAAAAUUAUUCUUUAAAUCUUCGUUAUUUUCUAUUUUCUUUAAGAGAAUUUAAGCUAUUUUGUGAUCCCUAUGUUAUAAAAGUGUUUGCAUCACUUAAUCUGUCUUCAAGUAAAUCUGUAGCGGUUCAUUAACACGGUUGCACCUACUUGUAAUUAUAUUAACUAUAAUAUUGAUACAUAUGUACAUUCUCUAUGUGUAAGCUGCAAAUUGUAUAACAUUAAAUAUUUGAA